Macroventuria anomochaeta is the source of this 1224-nucleotide messenger RNA. RefSeq lists its product as uncharacterized. Gene Ontology annotation, cellular component: mitochondrion. NCBI's taxonomy places the organism in Eukaryota, Fungi, Ascomycota, Dothideomycetes, Pleosporales, Didymellaceae. The coding region runs from base 42 to 1139 and encodes 365 amino acids. The record is from RefSeq and is a predicted model, not a curated record. Gene Ontology annotation, biological process: L-methylmalonyl-CoA metabolic process. The transcript has 2 exons. Gene Ontology annotation, molecular function: methylmalonyl-CoA epimerase activity.
AUCAUUAAAGGGUACGAGCACUGCAUCGCAGCCAAAGAGCCAUGACAUUCGACGAAUUACAACGCAAGAUUACUCCCGUGCAACUCAGUUGCGAAACAUCACCAAAUCGCGGCUCCUCCGUCCCUCAAAUCGAAGCAAUCCCUAAACCGUGCAAACCGCUUCGACAAUGGCAGUCCGAGCAAAACAUCGACCGUAAUGCGCAAAUUAAACUUAUCAAACUCGUACAUAUGCGCUACCAACACCCCGACCUCGAUGAGAUCACAGUCUUCCUGCGCGACUUCGGCAUGACAGUCGCCCACAAGACUGACUCCGCCCGGUGGUUCAAAGGCUAUGGUGACGACCAGUAUGUCUAUUACGCCCAAAAGGGCGAAAAGAAAUUUCUAGGAGGAUGUUUCGAAGUAGAAAGCUACUCCGAGCUGGAGAACGCGGCGAAAGUUUCAGGAGCUGGAAAGAUCGAGGAACUCACCGACGCCCCAGGAGGCGGGCACCUCAUCACGUUGCACGAUCCAGAGGGCUUCCCUAUCUCUCUAAUCAAUGGCCAAGAAAAGAAACAACCAGGUCCCUACCCCGAAAUCCUCACAACGAACUACGAAAACGAAAAGCCGCGGAUCGCGCGCUUCCAGCGCUUCAAGCCCGGGCCCGCAGCAGUCCACAAGCUCGGCCACUACGGCCUCUGCGUGCAGAACUUCUCGUCCCAAAUGUCCUGGUACACACGCACAUUCAACAUCGUGCCCACGGAUAUACUUUACGUAAACACGCCAGACGGAAACAAGAAAGACGUAGCAGUCUUCGCGCACAUCGACCUCGGUCCCUCCUACACCGACCACCACACCAUCUUCUUCAGCACGAACAAGACGAGCCAUGUACAUCACAGCAGUUUCGAGGUGCACGACUUUGACACGCAGAACCUGGGGCAUGAGUGGCUAGCAAAGAAGGGGUACAAGUCAGUCUGGGGAGUAGGAAGGCAUAUCCUGGGGAGUCAGUUGUUUGACUACUGGUGGGACACGACUGGAAACAUGAUCGAGCACUACGCAGAUGGCGAUCUUGUCAAUGAAGACACACCCGUUGGGUGGGGGGAGGCUGGGGAUGAGAGUUUGGCGGUUUGGGGGCCAGAGGUGCCAAAAUGGUUUUUGGAUUGAGGGGGAGUUGUGGGAACUGUGAAGAGGAGAAUUGAAGGUUCACUGUCUCACAGCUGCGUGGAUUGGUAGGAGCGCUGGAGGCUGG